Messenger RNA from Saprolegnia diclina VS20, 4726 nucleotides. RefSeq lists its product as hypothetical. Gene Ontology annotation, molecular function: metal ion binding. The record is from RefSeq and is a predicted model, not a curated record. NCBI's taxonomy places the organism in Eukaryota, Oomycota, Saprolegniomycetes, Saprolegniales, Saprolegniaceae. Bases 40 to 4494 code for a protein of 1484 amino acids. Gene Ontology annotation, cellular component: WASH complex. The transcript has 11 exons.
CAUAUCCUCGUUGCGAAUCUCGCGCGAUCUCGGCGGCGGAUGACGACGACGGACGCCUUAGACGCGCUGCCGACGCCCGCGUCCUUCCUCCUGCAGGCCAUCUCCAUGGAGAUGCUCAGGGUCCCGCGCGGAGAGACGAUCGCGGUACCGACGCAGGCGCCGGCGCAUGAGCGCGUCCUCGCGUGGCAGUUUGCGGUGCAUGCGUUCGAUAUUGGGUUCCGCGUCGAGGUCGACGGCGAGCCAUGCGCCCAGUUCCGCCACCGGUACAACGCAGUCGAUAAGCUCGUCGAAGGGAUCCUCGAGGACGUUCCCGUCGGCAGCCUCGUGGUGCUCACAUGGGACAACCAGUACUCGCGGCUCCGAACCAAGGAGGUGAGCUACCGCCUGCUAUGGACAACGCACCAGGCGCUCCACGCCGCACGGGAAGCCGCGAACGAGUACAACAUCAAGUACAACAACGACGUCUACCGCGCCCGCUCGACAAGCGCGGUCGACCGCCCCAAGGCCUUCCGCAGCCCGCGGACGACGGCGUCGCAUGACGCGCUCUUGCAGCGUCUCGAGACCGCAGUUGUCGACACUGUCUCGCUCUUCAUGGAGCAGCCCAACGUGCCGCUGCAUGCGGGUGCUGCAAGGGACCUUGUCCUCGCGCUCGAAGCCAUCUUGCGCCACGGUAUCCACGUGCACCCCGCCGAUAUGUACGACGAGUGGCCCGAAGAAGCGUACUUUGGCUUUCUCAUCCAAACGCGUGACGUGCUUCGGGACGAUGCGUCCGUGGUGGCCGACGCACAGCUCUUUACGCCGCCGCCGUCGAUGCGCUACGUGGGCUGGAGCCGAGCCCGCGCCUUCCUCUUCUACGCGCUCAACCGCGGGCUGCUGCACCGUGCGCUCGAGAACCUGAUCAAGCGCCGCAGCCUCGUCGCCCGCUUUUACGAGCCCGAAAUGGCGUUUCUUGGGUCGUAUACGCGCGCCAAGGCGGCGAUUUCACUUCUCUCGGCGCUGCACGGCGUCACGUUUGCCCUUGCGCCGCUCCAAGACGACCUGAAUGUGUCCUUCUCGACAUUUCCACCCACGCUAUACAUGGAAGAUGCCAUGGCGCCGUUUGCGACGUCCGAGCUUGUGCUGAGCGACCCCGUCGAGGAAGGAGAUGUACUGCGCUUUGAUGGCGCGUCGGAGCCCGACGCCUUCGAGUCGAUUCGCGAGUGCACACCGAUGCGGUACCUUCUCCUCGGCCAACCGAUCAUCGACGUGGUCAUUCGCCGCAGUCAAUCGCUCGCGAUCCCGCUCUGGGAGCGCAACGACGCGGCGUCAAAUUUGGUGGUUGCGCUGCAGCUGCGGCUUUUGGGAAAUAGCGCGCAGGUGCGACUCUCGCUGCAGUGCGGUGAGGUGCCCGUGAGCCCCGUGCUCACGCUGUCCGCCUCAACGCAGUGGACCGAGCUUCUCAUCCGUGCGACCUUGCCAUCGCAUCAGUGUCUCUCACUGCUCAUUGACAACCGGAAUACGAUGGUGUGGUCCAAGCACGUCUAUUACCGCGCCCGCGUCGUCUCUGUUGCCGACUAUGUCCACGCGUGGGAGGCGUCCCGAGGCGCCGCCGAGGCCAUUUGCUGGAAGCUCGUCAUUCAGCGUGCGCUGAGCGCCACGAGCACCAUCAUCGCCGAGCUCGAGGCGGACGAGGAGCGACUGCUACAACAGCAGCGCCCACCCGUAAUCCCGCAAGAAUCGGAAACCUCCUACUCUGAGCUGCUGUUUGGGUCGUGGCUCGGGGCGCGGUCGGACGCGGCGUGUGGCCAAUGCAUGGAGCCCUUUUCUCUCUUUCGCCGCGCGCAAGAGUGUCCUAUGUGCUUGAAGCAGUGUUGUGCCAAUUGCACACGCCACGUCAUUCCACUGCCGCGGUCGGGCGACGACGGCUACGUGUGUGACCGCUGCUACUUGAAGGCGCUCGAUAUCGAGCUGGCGGCGCGGCAGGAACAUACGGACGGACGCGGAGAGAACGCGGCGCUCGAGGCGCUGCGACAAAACCCGUCCAUGGACAAGUACUUCAAGAUGUUAUCAUUUGGCGUCCCCGCAUCGGCCGUCGGGCAAAAGAUGCAGCAGGACUACAUUGAUGCCGACAUCAUCCACGUCUUUACAUCAGCAUUGGACCCGACCGGCGCAAGCACGAGCGCGCGAAGCCACGGCCCAGCAGCGUCGAGUCGUUCGCCAAUGUUGUUGCGCAAGAAGAGCAACCUCCGCAAGCUGCAUUGGACCGCACUGGACGCGAAAAAGGUGGAUGUCCAGUCGUCCAUCUGGCACCGCCAAACCGACAAGCGGCGGAAGGCGCCGAUGGCCCUCUCGAGCAGCGACCUCGACCGCCUCGUUGACCUCUUUGGCGACAAUACAACGACGAAAUCGAUGAAAAAGACGGCGUCGAAAGCAGGCUUCUCGGCCCUUGACGCGCGGCGCUCCAACAACAUCAACAUUGCGCUCAGCCGGUUCAAAUCGAUCGCGAAUGGCGUCAGCGGCGUCAUCGCUGCGCUGACGGCGUGCGACCUUUCCAUCUUGCACGUGGAUUUACUCCAAACACUGGAUGAGAUUGCACCGACGCCAGCUGAGGCCAAGCGCUACAGCAAUUUUCGGGGUAAAGUCACGGAUCCUGCCGAAGGUUUCCUGAUUGAGCUCGCCAAGCAGCCGCGCGUGGCUGAAAAAAUCAAGUCGCUUCUCUACGUCGUGCUGUACAAGAGCAUGGCAGCGGCGUUGCGCCAGCAACUCGAAGCGAUUGCGGUCGCUGCGAGAGACAUUCUCCAAAGCGAGCGGCUUCCCCGGUACUUUGAGAUCGUCCUCGCGCUCGGCAACGUGCUCAACGAGGGCACUGAGCACGCCGACGCGUCAGGCGUCACCCUCGCCUCGCUCCUCAAGCUCUCCGAGACGCGCUCGAUGGACCAAAGUAUCACGCUUCUUCAGUACCUCAUGACGCUCAUCCACGCACGCGGUGAGACGGAUUUGUUUCAGAUUUUGCACGAGUUUGCAUCACUUGAGACUGCGCAGCGCUACUCGAACGUGCUCUGCCUCUCGCAGUGUGCGCUGCUGCAAAAAGGUCUGGCCAACCUCAAGUACGAAAUCAAAGAAGAGAAGCUUCAAGAGCACGUGCUUUGGGAGCGUGCGCAGCACCAGGCGCAAAAUCAACAGAAGCAAGCGAUCGUCCGGCAAAACUCGGUGGCGCCCUCCGGAGGUCGGUCGGCGCUGCUCUCGGCCAUACGUCGCCAAGCCAGCACGGUCGACGCCAUCGACGAAGGCGACGAAGCGCCACCGCGGGGGGCCCUCCUCGCAGCAAUCCGGCAGCAGCACGCCAACACUAAAGACGUUGCCAGUCCUCCCGCCACCACUCCGCAGCAUGCGUUGCUGGCAGCAAUUCGCCAGCGCUCUGAGAACCAGACGGAAUCGACGAGUCGUGCCGCCGAGGCCUCUCCACCCGCAGACCCUCGCGCAGCGCUGUUUGCUGCGAUCAAAAAGAAAGCGUCGACCCACGAGGCCGGCGGGGAGAACCCCCGUGCUGCUCUCAUGGCUGCCCUUCGCACACCAAGCCCCGACUCGGCAACAGCAAAGACUGCCGCGGCGACAGACAACUCUCGUGCUGCUCUCAUGACUGCGCUUCGUCAGCCAAAGUCAACUCCAACGACACCUGCUUCGCCCGAGCCGAGUGCUACGGGAGGUCGUAAUGCUCUCUUGGCCGCGAUUCGCAAGGAAACGCGAAAUGUUCCAACGAAUGCGACGACGCCAGUCGUUGUCGCUCCCGUUGUCCUUCCCUUUGUGACGGUCAUGGAAAAGCAAGCCGCAGAUAUCGCAGAGGACCUCGCCAAGCUCCAAGACGACGUGACCGUCAUGACGGAAGCGUGGCUCCAAGCCGCGCAGUACCUCGGCGAGAGUCCGUCUUCGAGCUCCGACUAUGUCCUUGGCUUGCUCCACCGCUUCAUCAUGGACGUCAAAGUCGCUUAUAAGCUCCUCGUUGCCAAAGGCCAUUUACCGCCCGCGCAUGCGUCGACCACCAGUGUGGGAGACAGUAUUGCUACUGUGUUCGGUCCUGCCGUUGUGCUCGCGGUGCGGCAUGCCGGAGCGCAGAUCGAAGUCAAAUUUGCUUGGGCCCAGUCGGCGUUUCUGAACCCUGCGAGCAUCCUGCAACCGAGCGACCGCGUGAUGUGCCGCCUCUUUGGUUGCGGCAUCGUCACGGCCACCAACUAUGGACGCGGUCUGCUCUGCGUGCGGUUCCCCUUUGGCUUUGCGACGUUGCGCGUCGACGAUAUUUUGUACAGAAUUGUCCUCUCCUCUGUCGACGCCCACGACCAAGCGCUCGAGAUGCGCCACGGUGAUCCGAUCCAGACGCCGUUCGGGCCCGCAACGUUGCUCUCGGUCACGCCACGAGGCUGCGUCUACGGUCCCUCCGCAUCUGGUCUUGUCCACGCGAUCAAUCCGGGGCUCGGGCACCUCUACGUCGACGCCAAACACGUCACGUUUGCGUACUAGUUGCUAGUGUAUCUCUGUGUCGUCCACUCUCGCAGCAGAUCGGGAGCGCUGCCUUUCAAGGCAGAAUGACCCUCAUCGAUGCAACAAUAGCACGAGGCAGGGUGCACCAAGGGCCCCUUGGGUGUCAUCAGACAGAGAAGCUCUCUUUGGAACCCGGAUCUACCUGUGGUUAACCAGUGUCUUAUACCCAUCCACCAAAUGUGAACCCCUGGCCUCAGACACUGUAUCGCCC